Molecule: messenger RNA, 1155 nt
Organism: Thermochaetoides thermophila DSM 1495
Lineage: Eukaryota; Fungi; Ascomycota; Sordariomycetes; Sordariales; Chaetomiaceae
Exons: 3
Coding region: 1-1155 (384 amino acids)
Biological process (GO): branched-chain amino acid metabolic process
Molecular function (GO): branched-chain-amino-acid:2-oxoglutarate transaminase activity
Source: RefSeq, a predicted model, not a curated record
AUGGCGCCUUUCCCUCCACCCCCCGUCAAUACCAUUGACUGGUCAAACGUUGGCUUCAAGGUUCGCGAAGUCAAUGGCCACAUCGAGUCGCACUACUCUGUCAAGACGGGCAAAUGGUCACCGCUCAAGUUCGUUGCUGACCCUUACAUCCGUAUCCAUGGCAUGGCUCCGGCCCUCAACUACGGCCAACAAGCCUACGAAGGCCUGAAGGCUUUCCGCCUGCCCAAUGAUUCGGGAAUUGCCAUCUUCCGCCCGGAUCGUAACGCCGAGCGGAUGCAGCGCAGCGCCGAAUUUGUUAGCAUCCCACCCGUGCCCACUGACCUCUUCCUCGAUGCCGUUAAGGCGGCUGUUGCCCUCAAUGCCGAGUAUGUGCCACCGCAUGAGACCGGCGCGGCCAUGUACAUCCGGCCACAGAUCUAUGGUUCAUCGGCCCAGCUGGGUCUCAGCCCACCCGAAGAGUACACCUUCUGCGUGUUCGUCAUCCCGACCGGCGUGUACCACGGCACGCAUCCCGUCAAGUGCUUGAUCCUGGACGAGUUUGACCGCGCGGCGCCCAACGGCACUGGCAGCGCCAAGGUUGGCGGUAACUAUGCACCUGUGCUGCGGUGGAGCGAGAAAGCCCACAAGGAAGGCUUUGGCAUCACCCUGCACCUGGAUAGCAAGAAGCACGAGGAGGUCGAUGAGUUCAGCACAAGUGGUUUUAUAGGCGUUAUUGUCGAUGGCGAGGAUGUGACGAUGGUCGUGCCGGAUAGCAAGGCUGUUAUCGACAGCGUGACGAGCGAUAGCAUCCAGCAGAUUGGGCGUAGCUUUGGGUGGAAGGUCGAGAAGCGGGCAAUUAAGUACUCCGAGCUUCCUAACUUCACUGAAGUCAUGGCCGCGGGGACGGCUGCAGCGCUUGUGCCCAUCCGCUCCAUCACUCGACGCAUUGCCCCCACUCUUCCUCAGGACCACCCACGUGUAUCGGUUAAGGAGGGCGAGGAGACCAUCACCUACAUUCCCGAUAAUAUUGAGGAGCCUGGCCCGCUGUGCACGAAGCUACUUGCCCAGCUCAAAGGCAUCCAACUCGGCAAGCUGGAGGAUUCCUUUGGCUGGCGUUUUGAGGUCACCGAGGAGGAUGGCAAGCGCGUCCUCAACAACGGGAACAUCUCUGCAUAG